Messenger RNA from Ustilaginoidea virens, 339 nucleotides. RefSeq lists its product as uncharacterized. Bases 1 to 339 code for a protein of 112 amino acids. The transcript is spliced from 2 exons. Lineage: Eukaryota; Fungi; Ascomycota; Sordariomycetes; Hypocreales; Clavicipitaceae. The record is from RefSeq and is a predicted model, not a curated record.
AUGUCUGCUGUAUCCUUCUUGGCUGAGCAUAAUCAAUGUCCUGAGCAGCGUGUCGGGCUUCAGCCAUUGGACUACUCCGUACGGGGGACGCGGCAUCUCACCCUGGCCAACUUUACCAGACAUUUUACCAGCAGCACUGGCAUGGAAAAAAACAUGGAAACCACCAGACAAGAUUGCAACCGGCUACUCCGUCGACCUUGGAAAGACCAGACAACCAGACGCAACGUGAAGUCGCCAGCCCAGCUUGAGGGUGUGGCAGACAUUCUUGACACACAUAACCCCGUUCAAACUUCAUGUUCCAAAACGGGCUCCGGGGCAGGGCAGGCAAGUACUCUGUAG